GAGGAGGAGACAGAAGCCAAGGCUGAGCUCCAGCGCUCACUCUCCAAGGCCAACUCUGAGGUGGCACAAUGGAGGACCAAGUAUGAGACAGAUGCCAUCCAGCGCACUGAGGAACUUGAGGAAGCCAAGAAGAAGCUGGCCCAACGGCUGCAGGAGGCUGAGGAGGCAGUGGAGGCGGUCAAUGCCAAGUGUUCCUCUCUAGAGAAGACCAAGCACCGGCUGCAGAAUGAGAUUGAAGAUCUCAUGGCUGACCUUGAGCGGUCGAAUGCAGCAGCUGCUGCUUUGGACAAGAAGCAGAGGAACUUUGACAAGAUCUUGUCUGAGUGGAAGCAGAAGUUUGAAGAGUCACAGAUGGAGCUGGAGGCAUCGCAGAAAGAGGCCAGAUCCCUCAGCACUGAGCUCUUCAAACUGAAGAAUGCCUAUGAGGAGUCACUUGAUCACCUGGAGACCUUAAAAAGGGAAAACAAGAACCUCCAAGAGGAGAUUUCGGACCUCACGGAGCAGCUGGGUGGCAGCCACAAGACCAUCCAUGAGUUGGAGAAGGUCCGGAAGCAGCUGGAUGCUGAGAAGCUGGAACUUCAAGCAGCGCUGGAGGAGGCUGAGGCCUCUCUGGAGCACGAAGAGGGAAAGAUCCUGAGGGCCCAACUGGAGUUCAACCAAGUCAAGGCAGACUAUGAGCGCAAGCUGGCUGAGAAGGACGAGGAGAUGGAGCAGGCCAAGCGUAACCAUCUGCGGGUGGUGGACUCGCUGCAGACCUCACUGGAUGCUGAGACCCGGAGCCGCAAUGAGGCCCUGCGGCUGAAGAAGAAGAUGGAGGGUGACCUCAAUGAGAUGGAGAUCCAGCUCAGCCAUGCCAACCGCAUAGCCGCUGAGGCCCAGAAGCAAGUCAAGACAUUGCAGGGCUACCUCAAGGACACUCAACUGCAGCUAGAUGACGUGGUCAGGGCCAAUGAGGACCUGAAGGAGAACAUUGCCAUCGUGGAGAGGAGGAACAACCUCCUCCAGUCUGAACUGGAGGAGCUGCAGGCAGUGGUGGAGCAGACUGAGAGAGCCCGCAAAUUGGCUGAGCAGGAGCUGAUUGAGGCCAGCGAGAGGGUCCAGCUUCUCCACUCACAGAACACCAGCCUCAUCAACCAGAAGAAGAAGAUGGAGGCUGACAUCUCCCAGCUGCAGACAGAGGUGGAAGAGGCCAUCCAGGAGUGCAGAAAUGCUGAGGAGAAGGCCAAGAAGGCCAUCACUGACGCGGCCAUGAUGGCAGAGGAGCUGAAGAAGGAGCAGGACACCAGCGCCCACCUGGAGCGGAUGAAGAAGAACAUGGAGCAGACCAUCAAGGACCUGCAGAUGAGGUUGGAUGAGGCCGAGCAGUUGGCCCUCAAGGGGGGCAAGAAGCAGCUGCAGAAGCUGGAGGCCCGUGUGAGGGAGUUGGAGAAUGAGCUGGAGGGUGAGCAGAAGCGCCAUGCUGAGAGUGUCAAGGGUCUCCGCAAGUCUGAGCGUCGUGUCAAGGAGCUCAGCUACCAGACAGAGGAGGACCGCAAGAACCUGGUUCGGCUCCAGGACCUGGUGGACAAGCUCCAGCUGAAGGUCAAGGCCUACAAGCGACAGGCGGAGGAGGCGGAGGAACAAGCCAACUCCAAUCUGGCCAAGUUCCGCAAGGCACAGCAUGAACUGGACGAGGCAGAGGAGCGUGCCGACAUUGCUGAGUCCCAGGUCAACAAGUUGCGGGCCAAGAGCCGUGACAUUGGAGCCAAGAAGGGACUCAACGAGGAGUGAAGCUCUGAAUUCCCUGCUGUAUUCCCUGGACCUCUAAAUGCCCUACCCCUGCUCCCAGCCCCCUAACCUUGGUCAGUCAAUAAAAAGAAUUGAGCAGCA
Molecule: messenger RNA, 1869 nt
Organism: Corapipo altera (White-ruffed manakin)
Lineage: Eukaryota; Metazoa; Chordata; Aves; Passeriformes; Pipridae
Product: myosin-7-like
Exons: 11
Cellular component (GO): myosin complex
Source: RefSeq, a predicted model, not a curated record